UAGACGGCGUGAGCUGAGGGAGCUGUUCCCUUCUGGCCUUGGAGGAACUAGGAUGGUGGCACAGAUGGAGAGCUGCUCCCCUUGGGACCAGUCAAGGAAUUGAGGUCACACCAGUGGCCCCUCUUUCUGUUUGAGCUGCAUUGGGAGGUGGUGUAGGGACAGCUCUGUAGCUGAGCAUGGCAAGACUGGGGGGCACAUCACAGUCCUCCAGUGGAGCCCCUGCGUGACCCCCCCCCCCCCCAAAUACAGGCCAGUGGCUGGCAGACUUGCACUUGGUGUGCUGGUUUAAAAGGCGACAGUGAGAACUUGAUUGCAGGGGCUGCUGCCUCUUAGUUUGCAUUCCCGACAGAUUUCUGUAGAAGACACUGGGGUGGCUCUCAAGGAAGGCUCCCCAGCAAGGGGGGCUGGAUUGCUUGGAAAUGUGGAGCCAGCGGGGAGAUGGGGAACAUAGGAAAUACUCUCGUCCAUGUGAUCUGAGGGAGGUGGCAAGGAAAACCUCCAUCUGUGUGGGCUUUCCCCUCCUGACUUCUCUUUUCUGUUCCCUGGGCUUUCUUGAGAGCCUCAGAGCUGGGGAAGAAAAAAGGAACGUUAGCAUGUUAAAAUUCCUUCUCAGCAACCUGGGGAGAGGCUGGGGAUGGAAGUCCACAGAGGAGAGGAAAUAGAGGAGUUUUUCUUUUGUUUCUGGGCUGACUGAGGAAGAUGGUAACAUUUGUCAUCAUAACCUUUUACUCUCCCCCUCCCCCCAGUCCUGGUCAGCUGAGUGUGGAAAUAGAGGGAUUCCUGCCGCUAUUGUGGUCCAUGGGCUUUCAAGGUCACACCACCUACAAGUAGGGAGCAGGGACAGAGAAAGAGCCUGCAUGCCAUUUCUAAGGUCUUCAGGAUCAAAUGUCGUUCGUCCUCUCCAGAAUGGCAGCCUGUGGAGGCACCUGCAAGACCAAAGUCACGGUCUCCAAGCCUGUGUGGGACUUCUUAAGCAAGGAGACACCAGCCCGGCUGGCCCGGCUUCGGGAAGAGCAUCGUGUGUCCAUCCUCAUAGAUGGCGAGACUUCUGACAUCUAUGUUCUCCAGCUUUCCCCACAGGGCCCCCCGCCCGCCCCUCCCAAUGGGCUCUACCUGGCCAGGAAGGCUCUUAAGGGGCUGCUAAAAGAGGCAGAGAAAGAGCUGAAGAAAGCUCAGAGGCAGGGAGAGCUUAUGGGCUGCCUGGCUUUGGGCGGUGGGGGGGAACAUCCUGAGCUGCACCGCCCAGGCCCACCCCCUCUCCGAGCAGCCCCACUCUUGCCCCCAGGGGCACGGGGGCUUCCUCCUCCUCCUCCCCCCCUGCCCCCUCCUCUUCCUCCCCGCCUUCGGGAGGAAGCAGAAGAGCAGGAGAGUACCUGCCCCAUCUGUCUGGGGGAGAUCCAGAACGCCAAGACAUUGGAGAAGUGUCGGCACUCUUUCUGUGAAGGCUGCAUCACCCGGGCCCUGCAGGUGAAAAAGGCCUGUCCCAUGUGUGGCCGCUUCUAUGGGCAGCUGGUAGGCAACCAGCCCCAGAAUGGACGGAUGCUGGUCUCUAAGGAUGCCACACUCCUACUGCCCAGUUAUGAGAAGUAUGGCACCAUCGUCAUCCAGUAUGUCUUCCCGCCCGGUGUCCAGGGGGCUGAACACCCAAACCCAGGAGUUCGGUAUCCUGGCACCACUCGGGUGGCCUACCUCCCGGACUGCCCCGAGGGUAACAAGGUGCUGACCCUGUUCCGAAAGGCGUUUGACCAGCGUCUCACCUUCACUAUUGGCACGUCAAUGACUACAGGGAGACCGAAUGUCAUCACCUGGAACGACAUCCACCACAAGACCAGCUGCACAGGGGGACCCCAGCUGUGGGACACUUCUUCAUUUCCCUUUACUUGGCUCCUCCCCUUUGUUUCCACGGAGAGAACAACAAUCCCCUCUCUCUGGGAGCCUCCUGAUUGGAGUGGGCCAGCCCCAAACUAUUCAACCAUCUCUUCCAUCCCAGUUUCUCCUACAUUUAACCUGGUCCUGAUAUGCCCAGUUUAACCUGCAAAAAUAAGCAGAAUUGGGCUAAUUUAUCUUGGAUUUGGAUUACAUUAGGGGAGGGAGCAGAGGGUCCACAAUGGGGCACCCAGAAUGAGUGUGAGCAUGGGGACAAAGCUGAACAGCUAACCCUGACCCUCAUUUUUCUUUGCUUUCAGGUUUGGGUACCCAGACCCCACCUACUUGACCCGGGUGCAAGAGGAGCUGAGAGCCAAGGGUAUCACAGAUGAUUGAAAGACAUCCCCUUUGCCAAGGCCCCGGCCUUUGUCCUCCACUAGGACCCAACAGAAGCCUCUGUUCUCCUCUCUCCCUCUGCUCCCCCAUACCACACAGUAGGGGACCUGUCUGAACUGGGGAGGAGUUCAGAGAGGGAUGGGGCAAUCCCUUCCUCUGUCCCCACAGGCCAAGUGCUUCAGUGCAGUGUGAGCUGCUCCCUUCUGGCAGAGGCUGUUUCUCAGGCUCUGCUCCCCUCUGGUGUACAUACUCCCAGUCUUCCUGCCCCGUCCAUUGCCCUUGGCUUUUUCUGGUCUUUCUGUGCUCCAGCGACUAAGCUGAGAAAGGACCUGGGUGGGGUGGGGUGGGGAGGGGAGGGGUCUUGAACGCCCACUCCCAUCCCAUACUGUUCCACUAAUGAACUUCGGUGCAGGGGAGGGGGGAUCAGCUGCUGUGAGCCCCCAUGGAGCGGCCCUGUAUGUUCUUAACCAAUUCCCCAUCUACCUUAACCUUGUCCUUUCCUGUGUCUCUGUUUCUGUCAGUCUGUCUCCUGCUCUUCUCUGCCCCCUAUAAGGAGCCUCCUUACCCUGUUCUGGAACUGCCGCCAAACUGUAGCUUUUAAUUUAAUAAAAAUAAAGUA
Myotis lucifugus (little brown bat) is the source of this 2881-nucleotide messenger RNA. RefSeq names its product deltex E3 ubiquitin ligase 3 (gene DTX3). The transcript has 4 exons. Bases 886 to 2031 code for a protein of 381 amino acids. NCBI's taxonomy places the organism in Eukaryota, Metazoa, Chordata, Mammalia, Chiroptera, Vespertilionidae. The record is from RefSeq and is a predicted model, not a curated record. Gene Ontology annotation, biological process: protein ubiquitination; Notch signaling pathway.